GCUGCCACACGUGGAGAAGAGUUGGAGACAAACGAAGCUGCCGUUGCUGCGGGCUGCAGUUCUGCACGGGUCCCAGUGCUGGGCGUGAGCCGCUCCGCUUCGCUCCUGUGGGCUGCAGGAGCUGGCAGUGACCUUCACCCCGCGCCCCGUCCUUGUCUGGUAGGUCGCAGGUUGAGGACGCAGAAGAAGCCGAAGCCCUUCUCCGAGCCGGAGCCGUGGUGGUGCCUGCUGUCCGGGCGCUAUGCAUUCGGCCCCUGCCUGCCUGCACGCACUGCUCGCCGCCGCGCUCAUCUCCGCCAGCAGCUCAGACUUGACUCCCCGCUUUACUUCCGAGCCCAUCUCUGCCGUCCAGAAGCCCGGUGGCCCCGUGGUGCUGCGCUGCUCCGCUGAGCCCCCGACAGCUGGCAUCUCCUGGCUGCUGGAUGGAGAGCCGCUGGGCAGCGGGCUGCCAGGGGUGCAAAUCCGGCACGGGUCUCUGAGCAUCGCCUCCCUGAGCACGGCGACGUCUGGCCGCUACCAGUGCGUGGCCAGCAGCAGCGCGGGCGCAGUUCUGAGCAGGGCUGCGGUGGUGUCGAUGGGCAGUUUGGCUCACUUUGCCCCAUCGCUGACACCUGUCAUUGUGGCAGAGGAAGGAGGAACGGCGCUCGUCGGCUGCGCGGUGCCGCAGAGCAACCCCAGGGCUCAGAUCCGCUUCCGAGUGCGGGGGAAGUGGCUGCAGCCUGCAGAUAGGUACCUAAUUCUCCCGUCGGGAAACCUGCAGAUCCUCAAUGUGUCCAUGGAGGACAGGGGGUCCUACAGGUGUGCUGCCUACAACCCCGUCACUCACGACCUCAGAAUAGAACCCACCGGGAGGAAACUCGUCGUCACACGUGAGUGCUCAGCUCCACAGCACGAAUGCACCUGGAGGGAACGGGGCGCAGCUCGGCCAGGCGCUGGCUGCCGUGUGCAGGGCUUGGACUCCGGGAACUACUCGUGUGUGGUGGGCGGCGGGCCGGGGGAGGUGGCGUACGUCAACUACUCGCUCACCGUGCUGGAACCUGUCUCGAUUUCCAAAGGGCUGCAGGAUGAGACUGUGGCCGUCGGCACAACGGUGUCUUUGCGGUGCGCUGCCCACGGGAGCCCCGCUCCAGCCCUCACCUGGCUGCACAACGCUGCACCCCUCCGUGCAUCGCCGCGGCAUUUCCUGCUGGGGAGCAGCCUGCAGAUCCGCGGUGUCACCAUGCAGGACUCCGGCGUGUACCAGUGCGUCGCCGAUAACGGCGUGGGCUUUGCGCAGUCGGCCGGGAGGCUUCGCGUGCAGGCAGGAGCCGGCCCGAAAGCAGAAGCAACGGCUCUCACAGAGGCUGCCCAGAGUGAUGAAAGCCGCAGAGAUUCCGGUGUGGAAGCGGCGUUUCCCAGCUCAGCUCCACCAAAGCCGCCUUUGGACACGGCUGCAACAGACAAAGCGUGGGGCAGCAUCUCCCCCCCCGAGGCGCCCAUCAUCCUCAGCCCCCCGCAGACGCUCAGCCCAGAUGUCUACACCCUGCUGUGGCGGUCGGGGCGGGACGGCGGUUUGCCCAUCAAUGCCUACUUUGUGAAGUACCGCAAGCUGGAUGAUGCUGUGAGCACAGCUGGUGGUUGGCACACCGUGCGCGUGCCAGGCAGCGAGAACGAGCUGCGGCUCAGCGAGUUGGAGCCCUCCAGCCUCUACGAAGUGCUGAUGGUGGCCAGGAGCGCUGCCGGCGAAGGCCAGCCUGCCAUGCUGACAUUCCGCACCAGCAAAGAAAGAACGUCAUCCUCAAAAAACACGCAGGCUCCAUCCCCACCGGUGGGCGUCCCGAAGCAGCCCGUUGUCCAUGAAGGGACCAACAGUUUUGGGGUGGUGCUCCCCGACGCAUCUCGGCACAGCGGAGUUCCAGAGGCUCCCGACCGCCCCACCAUCUCCACCGCGUCCGAAUCCUCCGUCUACGUCACGUGGAUCCCCAGAGCAAACGGGGGCUCUCCCAUCACAGCCUUCAAAGUGGAGUACAGGCGGGUGGGCCGGAGCAGCGACUGGCUGAUUGCAGCCGACAGCAUCUCUCCUUCCAAGCUGUCCGUGGAGGUCCGCAGUUUGGAGCCAGGAGAGAUGUAUAAGUUCCGUGUGAUCGCAGUGAACAACUUCGGGGAGAGCCCCCGCAGCGCCGCGUCCCGCCCCUACCAGGUCGCAGGCUUCACCCACCGCUUCUCCAGCCGCCCCAUCGCCGGGCCCCACAUUGCUUACACUGAAGCCAUCAGCGACACCCAGAUCAUGUUAAAGUGGACGUACAUCACGUCGAGCAACAACAACACCCCCAUCCAAGGGUUUUAUAUCUAUUACCGGCCCACAGACAGCGACAACGACAGUGACUACAAGAGGGAUGUGGUGGAAGGCACAAAGCAGUGGCACCUGAUAAGUCACCUGCAGCCGGAAACCUCGUACGACAUAAAAAUGCAGUGCUAUAACGAAGGUGGUGAAAGCGAGUACAGCAACGUGAUGAUCUGCGAGACGAAGGUGAAGCGCAUGCCAGGAGUGUCUGAAUACCCAGCCAAGGAGCUGAGCACCCCGCCCAGCCCCCCCGAGCGCGGGGGCAGCGGGGGUCCGUCCUCAGGCCCGGUGCGGAGCAGCGAUAUGCUGUACCUGAUCGUGGGCUGCGUGCUGGGCGUGAUGGUCCUCAUCCUGAUCGUUUUCAUCGCCAUGUGUCUGUGGAAGAACCGCCAGCAGAACGCCAUGCAGAAGUACGACCCUCCCGGCUAUCUGUACCACGGGGCAGAGAUCAGCGGGCAGGUGAUCAAAUACACGACCCUGCCCGGCACGAGCCGCGUCAGCGGCAGCGUCCACGCUUACAUCCUCAGGUGUUUCACCAAAGCCAACGGCACUUUCAGCAGCAGCGCGCUGCCCCUCGUGCCCAUCGUCGCUCCGUGCCAGCAGGACAGCCUGGAGAUGAAGCCCCUGAGCCACAUCAUGGUUGCCAUGUGUUUGGCCUCCGGCAUCCCCGAGCACGGCGGGCGGGCGGAGGAGGACAGCACGGAGCCAGCCGAGCAGCCGCCCAGCCCUCAGCCCUGCUGCAGGGGCAGCGCCGGGCCGCUCUGCCUGGAGCACGCGGAUGGUGACAGCUGUGCGCUCUCAGAAACACCAAACCACGUUCUGAGCUGGAGCCCGCUGGUUCUGCAGCCUGUGCCCAAGGACUGCAGGGACAAACCGGGCUGGACUGCAACACUGCGUGGUUCUGGGCAGCCCCCACUGCAGGAGAGCUGAGGGGAGCGCUGGAGGGACUGAUGGAGGGGCCUUAAUUAUAACAGAGAGAGUCACUAUUUAUUUUUUGUAGUAGUGUCAUAUGAAUGUAUCUUGUUUUUAAAUGGUUGCCUUUUUAUAUUAUUUAUGCCUUGAGAUUCCUUUUUUCCCACGCACCGUGAAGCUAGCCUGGUUCUGUGUAUAUAAACAAAAAAAGAUUGGUAAUAAUAUAAAGAACAACGAUGGGAAGUGUGCAGUGUGUGUUCCAUGGAGCCGGCAGAGGAGCGCUGCUGAGAGGCUUUAAUGGUGCUGUGGGUGCGCGGGGCUGCGCUGGGUUGGGCUGCACUCAGACUGCUGUGCUGGGAGUGGGCAGAAGGGGAUCAGCACUGCUCGGCUGUGCCGUGCUGUGCUGUGCUCUGCCGUGCCGUGCAGCAGGUGGAGGUGCUGCAGCCUUCACCGCAGCCUUGGGUUUUUGGUGGUUGUUUUUUUUUCCUUCCAAAUUUAAUCAGAGUAAAUGCAAUGAAGCCGUGCUCGUAAAGCACUCUUUCCACAAAGCAGCGCGUAGCCCCGGCUGCUGGGUGCCUCCGUCACCACUGCAGCUGCCUGCGGCUCCCCGUGCAGCCCGGGCUGAGCAGGAAGGGGCCGGGGGAGGGAUGCAGCUCAGAGCCGUGCCCGACCCAAAGCUCCGUUCCCCACUGAAUGUCUGCUCUGUGUACAGCACGGAGGUACAAAAUAACGUGUUAUGUGCUUUAUAAAUAGAGCCCGUAACGAGGACGCGUUGGCUCGGAGCUGGGCUGUCACGCAGGUAGGAUUCUGGUUACGCUUUGUGCCCAGAUCCUGGCAGUGAUGCUGUGCUGUGUGCCGCGGUUUCUCCCCUCUGCGCGCUUCGGUUCUCAUGUCUGCACGUCUGAGCGCGUGCCAGAGGGAGGCAAAGCUACCCGACAGGCACCACAUGAGGGCCGCACCCUUCCCGGAUUUGCUGCUCUGCUUUCUUGAUGCCAACGCAGGAUGCCGGUGUGAGCUCGGGCGGGCGGAGCAGCUCCGGUGUCCGACGGAGCCGGGCGGGCAGCGAUGGAUGUGGGAGGCUGCGAUCCGCCCUGUUAGCAGCAGCUCCCCGCAGACUGCUUUAUUUAUAGUGAGUGACACUGUUUUAAGUGUUUGUCUUCCAUUUAUUGUAUUUUAUUUUAAAAUGUGUCUGAGCUCUGCUUUCGCUGUCGGGUUUCGGUGCGUGCUCCCACCUCCGUGUGCCCAACUCCAAACCUCCCGCCGGUCCCAUGGGAGCACUCCGCCUUCAGGCUGCGUGCACAGCCCCGCUCCUCCCUCUGCUCUGCUUCGUCCGCCCAAACCCCAUCCUUCCCGUGGCUUUGGCGGUGCUCCUCUCCUUCCCUGAACCAGCAGCGAGCUCUGCUGGGCUCCCGGCGCCUUGCAGCUCCCUGCUUUCCCCAAGCACCGAGUUCGACAACCCUGUGUCCAUCAGCCCCUUUUUCCCCAUCUUUGGGACUUUAGAGAAAAAACAAAUGGACAAACUCUCUGUGUUCCUCCAUGUACCUCUGAACGCAUCACUGCUGCAGUGCUGUGCUGCGCUGAGCUCCAGAUGUGUGCAUGUUGGCAUAUGGGUAAAUACACUCUAUUUUCCGAAGAAGAUGUAAUAUUUCUUUGGAAAUUGCACAUGUGUUGGAAUGAUGUAGUUGUUGCGUGUUGUUUUUUGUUUUUGUUUUUGUUUUGUUUUGGUGGUUUGAUAAAUAUUAAAGUGAAUGCUGCUGCACGA
Molecule: messenger RNA, 4997 nt
Organism: Meleagris gallopavo (turkey)
Lineage: Eukaryota; Metazoa; Chordata; Aves; Galliformes; Phasianidae
Source: RefSeq, a predicted model, not a curated record